CCCUGUCGUUUGAGCUAGCUGAAAGAAGUCUCCAUGAAAUUUCAAUAUGUAAACAAUCUAGUAGCUGCAACAUAUAAAGAGCAGUACCAUGGGGAGGGAAACGGGGGCAUUGCGGGAUGUUGCGGGGGAUUCGACUAUUUCUUCCGGACUUUUUCUCGAACGGCCUCGAUCAUGGAGAAAUGGGACGUGGCAAUGAUACCCUGUUAACCAAUAAGGGGAUAUUUAUCUGACCAUGUCCCUAGAGUUCCGAGCUCUUUAUUUGCUGUGCCUUACGGUUGGGUCCUUUACCAGGAAGUUUGCAAUCAGGCCUACCGGCUAAAUUGGAAAACGGCUAUAGCUACUCGUGAUCUCUUAUGAUUUGUGCGCAAUUCAGGUAUAAGCUGAUAUUGCCUUAUUAACCGCCGAAUCCCACUGGAAGAAUCGGUCCGAGCUGAAAAGUCCAGUCCAUUUAUAUAUGAGCGACGCGACAUGGCCGAUUCCACGGAAUAGCGUCGGAGUUAGAGAUUGGACCCUUUUCUCUCUUCGGAUCUAUCCGCGUCGACGAAGACAACAUCGGAACCUUUCAAUAUCGCAAUUCGUGAGAAAAAUUCGACAAGAUGGUCGGCGGCGGCGUUCAAACGGACAAUAUCGUCCAUCGCAUGGCGAUGGAGGAUACGGUCCCAUGGUACAAAAAGAGGAAUUUGCGCUAUUUGUACUUCAUGCUGUUCCCGUGUCUAAUGGGAAUUGAGAUGACCUCCGGGUUCGAUUCGCAGAUCAUCAAUGCCGUCCAACUUGUUCCCGCGUGGACCAAUUUCUUCGGACACCCCACGGGCGGCUACAAGGGAAUUCUAGCAUCGGCGCUUCCUCUCGGUGCUGUCAUCGGUCUUCCAUUCAUUCCGCUCCUCAACGACAACCUAGGCCGAAGAAUAUGUGUGCUUUUCGGCAGUAUAGUCAUGAUUGUCGGGUCGUUGAUUCAGGGGUUUGCCGUCAACGGUCCCAUGUACAUCGUUGCUCGACUUAUCAUUGGGUUCGGUCUCCCUUACGCUAUCGUCGCAGGUUCUAGUUUGAUCGGAGAGCUUGCGUAUCCCAGGGAACGUGCCAUUUUAACGUCUUUAUUCAAUGCGGCCUACUUCAUAGGUGCCAUUGUUGCCUCGGCUGUGACCUAUGGAACUCAGCUUAUUCCGUCGGAUUGGUCCUGGAGAGUUCCUUCUCUCCUGCAGAUGUCGCCCUCGUUACUCCAAGUCGCUCUCGUAUUUUUCUUGCCCGAAAGUCCCCGUUUCUUGAUUAGCAAGGAGCGAUACGAGGAAGCAUUCAAGGUUUUGGUUACCUACCACGCUGAAGGCGAUGAGAACUCAGAGUUCGCGAAAGCGGAAAUGGCCGAGAUUAAGACAACCAUCGCCAUCGAGUUGGAGCAUUCCAAACGCUCCUGGAUGGACAUGAUCAACACCCCAGGAAAUCGAAAGCGUGUGAUUAUUGGUUCUCUCCUCGGAGUCAUGUCGCAACUUUCCGGCAACGUGGUCAUUUCAUACUACUUGGGAGACAUCCUGAACCUAAUCGGCUUCACAGACCCUGCUUUCCAGGCCAAAUACAAUAUUGGAAAUCAAUGCUUGGGUCUGGUUUGUGCUAUCUUCACUGCGUUGUUGGUUAUGAAAUUUCGCCGUCGGACAAUGUUCUUGACUUCUAUUUUCGGAAUAUUGAUCAUCUAUGUAUCGUGGACUAUUUGCUCUGCUGAGGCUAUUAUUGCGGGCUCAAAGGUUGCUGGAAAGUUUUGCUUAUUCUGGAUUUAUGCCUAUCAGCCGUGCUACAACAUCGGUUUCAACGCCCUCACAUAUACGUAUCUUGUUGAGAUUUUCCCAUACGCGAUGAGAGCUCGCGGAAUUUCGAUUUUCCAGUUCUUCGGGAAAGCAGCUCAGUUCUUUGGUACAAAUGUUAACCCGGUCGGUCUAGACCCAGUUAACGGUAUCGGUUGGAAAUUUCUGAUUGUGUACUGUUGUUGGAUCGCCGUUGAAGCUUUCCUCAUCUGGUACCUCUGGCCCGAAACCUCGGGUCGCACUCUAGAAGAACUUACCUUCUUGUUCGAGGACGAAGACCGCGCCCACGCUGCCACGGAGGCUGUCGAGAAGACAAUUCACCACGACGUGAAGCAUCAAGAGGAGGCCUCCGAGACUACUAGCAAAGACCAAGUUUAAACAUCUUGAAGGGCCCGUACAAUGCUAGAGCUCUAAAUAAUGCUUGUUUAGGAAACAUAUUAAGAGUAUUGUGAGCAUUAUUUUCUUAUAGGCGAAUUUAUCAGGAGCGCAGGUAGUAGUUAUCGAAUAAGACAAUAAAAACUUCUCAAUUGAAAGAAAACAUUUGUAUUGAAGAGAAUUAAGAAAUAAGAAACUCUGCUGUAAACAGUUUUCUAUCUAUGGAAGCACCACGUGACUUGGCGGGGUAUUUGAUGAUAUAAUCAUGCAUACACCAUCUUCUUGAUAUUUGCAUUGUUUUGAUAUAUGAAUAACUCCUGUAUAUAUUCUACUAGAAG
Hypoxylon trugodes is the source of this 2503-nucleotide messenger RNA. Its product is annotated as general substrate transporter. NCBI's taxonomy places the organism in Eukaryota, Fungi, Ascomycota, Sordariomycetes, Xylariales, Hypoxylaceae. Bases 597 to 2168 code for a protein of 523 amino acids. The transcript has 9 exons. The record is from RefSeq and is a predicted model, not a curated record. Gene Ontology annotation, biological process: transmembrane transport; carbohydrate transport. Gene Ontology annotation, molecular function: carbohydrate:proton symporter activity. Gene Ontology annotation, cellular component: membrane.